This is a messenger RNA of Pelecanus crispus (Dalmatian pelican), 2027 nucleotides long. NCBI's taxonomy places the organism in Eukaryota, Metazoa, Chordata, Aves, Pelecaniformes, Pelecanidae. The record is from RefSeq and is a predicted model, not a curated record.
GUCUCCAGCAGUGCCUUUCACUUCCUAUGGCAUGCAUCACACCAGCUUGCUGAAACGGCAUAUUGCCCAUCAGCCUUCUGUGAAUGCUGACCCAGCUUCCCAGGAGAUCUGGAGAUCAGAAACGCUGCUUCAGAUCUUUGUUGAAAUGUGGCUUCAUCAUUAUUCACUGGAAAUGUAUCAGAAAAUGCAGUCCCCUCAUGUCAAGCUGGAGGUUCUCCACUACCGACUCAGUAUCUCCAGUAAACACCACGGUAGUCCUGCCCAAUCCAGCUACCAGGCCCUCCACGCAUACCAAGAGUCAUUUAAGCCCACCGAAGAGCACGUGCUAGUGGUAAGACUGCUCGUGAAACAUCUGCAUGCUUUCAGCAACAGCCUGAAACCAGAGCCUCUCUCCCCUUCAGCCCAUUCCCACACAGCCAGCCCACUAGAAGAGUUUAAAAGGGUUGUGAUUCCUCGGUUUGUCCAGGAGAAACUUUAUAUCUUUCUGCAACACUGUUUUGGCCACUGGCCUCUGGAUGCCUCUUUCAGAGCAGUUCUUGAGAUGUGGUUAAGUUACUUGCAGCCUUGGAGGUAUGCUCCGGAAAAGCCGCCACAAAGUGCAGAACCCUUGCCUCGGAGCGUGUCAGAGAAGUGGGCUGCCUUCAUUCAAGAAAACCUACUCAUGUAUACUAAGCUGUUUGUAGGAUUUCUGAACAGAGCUCUUCGAACAGAUUUGGUCAGUCCAAAAAAUGCUCUCAUGGUGUUCCGAGUAGCCAAGGUCUUUGCUCAGCCCAAUCUAGCUGAAAUGAUCCUGAAAGGAGAACAGUUAUUCCUGGAGCCAGAACUUGUUAUUCCCCAUCGUCAACACCGACUUUUUAUGACCCCCACACUUGGUGGGAGCUUCUUCUCAUCAUGGCCUCCAACUAUUACAGAUGCCUCAUUUAAGGUGAAGAGUCACGUUUACAGCCUGGAAGGCCAGGACUUCCAGUAUAAACAGAUGUUUGGUACAGAAGUCAGGAAUUUGGUGUUAAAACUGGCUCAGUUAAUUUGCCAGGCGCAGCAGACAGCAAAAUCCAUAUCAGACCAUUCUGCAGAGACAACAGCUAGCCAGUCCUUCUUUUCAUGGUUUAGAUUUACACCAUCCGAGAUGAAUGGCUCCUACACAGGCAGUGACCUUGAUGAAAUUGGGCAAGACAGCAUCAAAAAAACAGAUGAAUAUUUAGAGAAGGCACUGGAAUACUUGUGCCAAAUCUUUAAGCUGAAUGAAGCCCAGCUGACCCAGAUGAUGAUGAAGUGUGGGACAGCUCAAGACGAGAAUGGAAAAAAACAGCUUCCAGACUGCAUUGAAAGUGAGGAUGGCCUUAUUCUUACACCCCUUGGCAGGUACCAGAUCAUAAAUGGCUUACGCAGAUUUGAGGUGCAGUAUCAAGGAGAUACUGAACUUCAGCCCAUCCGAAGCUAUGAAAACGCCACUCUUGUCCGCCUCCUAUUUCGUUUAUCCUCAGCACUUAACGAAAGGUUUGCUGAUCAGAUGGAUGUGCUGUGCUCCAGGGAAGAUUUUGUUGGCAGACUUUGUCGCUAUCAUCUUACCAACCCCCACCUCAUACAGAAAAUCAGGUACAGUCCCGUGGUGAUGGACAGAACAAGCCACAACUGGGGACCAAGAAUCAGUCUGAGGUUUCUGGCUAGCUACAGGACUCUCAUUUCUUUGCUGAUGAUCUACUUCAUUGCAUCAUGGUUUUACAUUGGGCCAGUGGGCUGCUCAUUCAUUAUCCUGAUUGGAUAUUUUCUUUAUGCCAUAAUAAUGACUCUUUUCUCUGAAGGAUGGAAACCACAUGAACACUAAUUUCCUUCUCUCAGCUUACACUUGUAAAAAUAAAUGUUUUAAGGUUGAGCCUGGGAUUCAAUGACUAAAAUGUCUGAAUUAUCAUAUCAGAUCUUCCUAAAGUAUUUUUUAAUAUUAAAAAGUUACUUGAGUUUUAUAAACAAUGAUGUGGUCUUGUGGAGAUAAUCAAUGUAAAUUUUAUUUUUAUAAAAGUGUUCCUAUG